GAGCGAAGAUUUAGAAAGGCAAUUCUAUAUUCUUCAUUUAAAGGGGCAAUUGGAAGCAGAGGAGCAUUACGAUGUGUACAUGGAAUUCUUAGGCAGUUUGAAUGACAGACUUGCGGGUUUCUAUAGAAGUUCUUAUAAAGAUGCCACUGGUGAGACGAGGUGGCUAGCAACCACUCAGUUCCAGCCGACGGAUGCCCGCCGAGCGUUUCCUUGCUUCGAUGAGCCUGCACUCAAGGCCACCUUCAACAUCACCAUUGUCCACUUGAGCAAUAUGACGAGCCUGUCCAACAUGCCCAUCAUUUCUGCUUCGAAUUUAAAAGCAGAUGACACUUGGGUCGCUGACUAUUUCGGAUCCACAGUUCGAAUGUCAACUUAUCUAUUGGCUUUUAUUGUCAGUGAUUUCAAAGGAAACGGAACUGAAAAGGGCAUUGAAUUUUCAGUAUGGAGUCGUGAAGCUGUCUUGGAUACUACGGCGUACGCUCUUGAUGUCGGACCUAAAAUACUGCAAUUCUACGAAGGCUUCUUCAAUGUAAAAUAUCCCCUACCUAAAACAGACAUGGUUGCUAUCCCUGACUUCAGCGCCGGAGCAAUGGAAAAUUGGGGCCUCAUAACUUACAGGGAGACAGCUCUUCUCUAUGAUAAGCGUUACUCCUCCGCCAGCAAUAAACAGAGAGUGGCAACAGUUAUCUCGCACGAGCUGGCUCACCAGUGGUUCGGCAAUCUGGUGACUCCGAAGUGGUGGGACGACUUGUGGCUCAACGAGGGGUUCGCCAGUUACGUGGAGUACCUGGGGGUGGCUGCCGUGCACUCCGAUUGGAUGAUGGACGAGCAGUUCGUCCUGGACGACCUCCAGGAUGUGAUGGAGCUGGACUGCCUCAAGACGUCGCACCCGAUCUCGCUGCCCGUCAGGCACCCUGACGAGAUCAACGAGAUCUUCGACAGAAUUUCCUAUGGAAAGGGCGCUUCAAUUAUUAGAAUGAUGAAAUACUUUUUAGGGGAAGCAAACUUCAGAAAAGGAUUGAUGAAUUAUUUGAAUGCUAAGAAGUUUGACAAUGCCGUUCAAGAUGACCUAUGGAAGCACUUGACAGACGUUCAAAAGGGUAACAACCCCAUCGAUGUGAAAUCCGUGAUGGACUCCUGGACUUUGCAGACUGGAUAUCCUGUGGUCACUAUCAUUCGAGAUUACAGUACAGAAACUGCGACAGUGGAACAGACACGUUUUUUGCUCGAGAGAGGAGGAGAAGGAGGUAUUUCUUCUGUAUCUCAAUGGGAAAUACCUUUCACGUACACUGACAGCUUGAACCCUAACUGGAAGCCCGAAACCAAACUGUGGUUGCACAAAACUAACGGAACAAUCAAAAACCUUCCUGGACCCAAACACUGGAUUGUAGGAAAUGUGCAGGAAGUUGGUUACUACCGAGUCAACUAUGAUGAACACAACUGGCAACUUCUUGUUCAACAAUUCCUCGACGAUCAUGAGAAAAUUCACACCAUUAACCGUGCUCAAAUCAUUGAUGAUUCUUUAGACUUAGCAAGAGCAGGGCUCUUGAACUAUCAUUUGGCACUGAAUAUCACCCUUUACUUAAAGAAAGAAAAUAACUAUUUACCUUGGAAAGCUGCUAUGCAUGGAUUUUCUUUUAUUGAUUCAAUGAUUUGCAGAAGUGCUAUUUAUGGUAAAUGGAAGAAAUAUCUGAUUGAGCAGCUGAAGCCAAUGUAUGACAAACUUGGUUGGGAAGGAAGUCCAGAUGAGAAUAUCUUAAUAACUUACACUAGAGGUAGCACACUCGGAUGGAUGUGUUUGUACGGAUAUGAAGAUUGCGUGCAGAAAGCUCAAGAAAAAUUCAAUGCUUGGAAGCAAAAUCCAGAGAACGUAGAAAUUAUCUCUCCCAAUUUGAGAAGUUUGGUUUUCUGCACCGCCGUCAAACACGGAGGAGAAGAAGCUUGGGAAUUCCUCUGGGAACGCUACAAGGCGGCUCAAAUUGCUUCUGAAAAAGAUAAGUUCAUGUAUGCUUUAGCUUGUGCCAAAGAACCAUGGCUACUAACAAGAUAUUUAAACUGGAGCCUUUCGUCGGAUUCGGGAAUCAGAAGACAAGAUGGAAGCUACGUCUUCAGGUCUGUAGGAGCCAAGCUGUAUGGUCGGGAUCUCACAUUUAACUAUAUACGAGACAAGUGGAACGUUAUAUUUGAAAGAUAUGGAAAGUCGUUUUUUGCUAUAAGUGGACUGCUCAAAUCAGUGACCUCAUCUUUGAAUACGCAAUUCGAGUUGCGACAGCUAAAGGAUUUUUACAAGCAGAACAAAAAUAACCUUGGAACAGCAAAGAGAGCGUUCGAACAAUCUGUAGAAAAUGCUGAAGCGAAUGUUCGGUGGAUGGAGACUAACUACGCCAAGCUAGUCAGCUGGCUGGAGAACACCAAUCCUUAAAGUCGAAUAUGAACAGCAAAGUAGCAUGAAAAGUGUUCAAAAUAUUGAAAAAAAAUAGUUGACUUUUGAACAAUGCUUCAUUGCCAUCCCAAACCGGAUGGAAGGAAGGAAAUGAGAUCUUGUUUCCAGCAAUGCUAUUGGGUCCCAUGGUUUGGGAACGAUUUUACACGUAAACAUUGUCCAACAUUCAUACACGCACACGGUUUUUUGUUUCAUUAUUUUUUUUAAUUUUAAUGACCUCGUUUUAGUUUGCUAGCGUACCAAAAGCGCAUUUAACAAAACCAGCACAUAAGUUGAAUUUUUAGAACCGUUAGUGAAACAGUUCCAUCAUUGCAAAUGCGAUAAAUCAAAAAGGUUAAAAAUUCUGGCUGUGGCCAGUUGAUUUCAGAUCCGCCGAGGCUUAAAUGAUCUCGUUUGUUAAAAUAAGGAUGAGGAAAGUUGGAUUGCGUUGCGAUAACGAUCUUUGGCGUUGUGCCAUUAUACGAAUGUCUCCUAUUUCAACCCAAACAAGUUCGUCCACGGUUAAGCAUCGUUACAAAAGAGCCAAAAGCCACAAAAGCAAUAAGAGUUGCAGAUACUUGUUUGGGGGUUAAAAGGAAUCUAUUCUAAUGUGUUCCAAAAAAACGUGUAUGCAAUUUGUAUCGCUAUUUGCGCAAUUAUAUCGUUGUUUAACUCCUUAGCUCACUCAGUUAUUACUCAACGCUCUAUCAUUGGCAAUAACGCGUCGAAGUGAAAUUUAUAAGGCAUUCCAAUUUCCUAAUAUGCAAUCGAUUAUUUAUACAAUAAAGAACUGGAUCUCAUCGAAUGCUACUUAUUUUUUGUUCAACCAUAGUAUGAGAGAAAAUUGUGGCAACAAUAUUAUUAUUAUAUUUAUUAAUAAGACCCUCCAAUUCUCAAAUAAAAUCGGAUAUUUGUAUACAAUAAGGAAAUGUAUCCCCCCUAAUUCGACGAACUUUUAAAUGAAGUCAGGCAUACUUUUAGCUAAACCUUAGUGUGAGAGAAAAUUGGCGCAAAGAUUAUGUGUUAUAUUAAAAUUUAUAAGACUCUCCAAAUUUCAAAUACGCUACAGAAUAUUUGUAUAAUAAAGAAAUAUAUCUCCCCUAAUGCUACUUACUUUUAUCUGAAGGCUGGCAUGAGAGAAAAUUGGGUAACAAUUAAGUGUCACAUUAAAAUUUAUAAGGACCUCCAAUUUUCAAAUAUGCAAUCGAAUAUUUAUACAAUAAAGAAGUGGAUCUCAUCGAAUGCUACUUACUUUUAGCUGAAUCCUAGCAUAAGAGAAAAUUGGGCAACAAUUAUGUGUCACAUUGAAAUUAUAAGGCCUCUAAUUUUCAAAUAUGCAAUCGAUUAUUUGUAUAAGAAAGAAAUGUAUCCCGCCUAAUGCUACUUAAUUUUAUCUGAAGCCUCAUAGGAGAAAAUUCGGUAACAAUUAUGUGUCACAUUGAAAUUUAUAAGGUCCUCUCCUCCGAUUUUCAUAUAUGCAAUCGAAUAUUAUAGCUACUUACUUUUAUCUGAAGCCUGGCAUGAGAGAAAAUUGGGCAACAAUUAUUUGUCACAUUGAAAUUAUAAGGCCCUCUAAUUUUCAAGUAUGCAAUCGAAUAUUUGUUUAAUAGAGAAAUGUAUCCCGCUUAAUGCUACUGACUUUUAUCUGAAGCCUGGCAUGAGAGAGAAUUUUGCGACAAUUAUGUAUCAAAUUUAAAGUACAAGUUGCUCCUGUUUUCUUGCACAAUCUAAGAUUUGCACAAUAAAGAAGUUGAUCUCAUUGUACUGUAAUUUUAUCUUGAGCCUGGCAUGAGAGAAAAUUUGGCAAUCAUAAGAAAUCGUCAAAUUCAGUAAAAUUAAUUUUUCUAAGUUCAACUUCUACCAUCAUUCUUUUUUUUUUUUUUUUUGAAACUCACUUUGCAUAGCUGGUCCUAUAGGGGAGAAAACUUUAGUUUUUUCUGCAUAAUUGAUGCAUAAUAUUACUCUUCUUUUUCUAAUUUUAAAGUAACACAUCUCAUCACGUUUCAAGAAUUCAUUUUUUAAAAAUCGCGUUACUCAUGUAUUUAUAAUUAUUCAGUUCGUUGUAAUAGUUCAGGUUUGCCUAAAAUAAAUGUCAGAAAAAAGCAUUGUGACGCAAAAAAUUGCAAAACAUCCUCCCCUCCCCCUACUCACACACACGCAUUUUUCUCUCAGAUUUAAUCUAGUUGUAAUACACAAGAAGGAAAAUCGGUUUAAGAACUUUGGUUAGCAAUUCCCUUGCAUCAAACAAAUAAUCACAUUUCAGCACAGCCAAGAAUUCCACAUAAAAUUUCUUUCAAAUUUAGUGGCUUUUGAAUAUUUUCGAUUAGUUUUUUUUUUUUUUUUGGAAACUUUAAUAGACGAAUAGAUGAGCAAUAGGGAACAAUUAUAUACUUUUCAAACCGUUGUUGUGCCGCUUCAA
Uloborus diversus is the source of this 4841-nucleotide messenger RNA. RefSeq names its product aminopeptidase Ey-like. The transcript has 21 exons. The record is from RefSeq and is a predicted model, not a curated record. Gene Ontology annotation, biological process: proteolysis; peptide catabolic process. Gene Ontology annotation, molecular function: zinc ion binding; metalloaminopeptidase activity; peptide binding. NCBI's taxonomy places the organism in Eukaryota, Metazoa, Arthropoda, Arachnida, Araneae, Uloboridae. The coding region runs from base 80 to 2422 and encodes 780 amino acids. Gene Ontology annotation, cellular component: cytoplasm.